Molecule: messenger RNA, 630 nt
Organism: Cryptomeria japonica (Japanese cedar)
Lineage: Eukaryota; Viridiplantae; Streptophyta; Pinopsida; Cupressales; Cupressaceae
Product: germin-like protein 9-3
Exons: 1
Coding region: 1-630 (209 amino acids)
Cellular component (GO): cell wall
Molecular function (GO): manganese ion binding
Source: RefSeq, a predicted model, not a curated record
AUGAAAUUCAAUGGAGCUUGUUUGGUGGCAAUUUUAGUAGCAUUCAGUAGUGUGGUCGUAAUCUACGCCUCCGAUCCUGAUAUUCUCACUGAUUUCGUUGUUCCACCUGGGCAGAACGCACUUAAUUUGACUGGCGAUUUCUUCACUUUCACGGGAUUUCGAGGAUUGCCCAACAACAAUCUAACGGGGCAGACGACAUUUAAAGUGACGAAGGCGGUGGCGGCAGAGUUUCCGGCGCUGAACGGGCUGGGCGUGUCAAUGGCGGUGCUGCAAUUCCCGGUGGGCAGUGUGAACCCUCCUCACACUCACCCCCGCGCCUCUGAACUUCUCUUUCUUGUGGACGGAUCUCUCCUCGUUGGAGUCGUGGACACCACGGGAAAGCUGUUCACGCAGACUCUUACUAAAGGAGAUUUAUUUGUGUUUCCCAAGGGACUCCUCCAUUACCAACUGAAUAUGUAUGCUGGGCACGCGGCCACGGCUGUUUCUGCCUUUGGAAGCGCGAAUGCAGGCACCGUCUCGCUCCCUUCUACUCUCUUCACAAGCGGUAUCCCCGUUGAUGUUCUGGCCAAAUCAUUCAAGACAGACACGCACACCAUCGAUUUGCUCAAGAUUGCCCUUAAAAGUCCCUGA